AUGGAGCAGUACACGGCUGCCACCACGGCUACUGGAGAGCAAAUCGUAGUGCAGGCUGCCAAUGGACAGAUCCAACAGCAGGCCCAGGGCACAGUGACGGCUGUGCAACUGCAAACGGAAGCACCUGUGGUGACGGCCUCAGGCCAGCAAGUGCAGACACUCCAGGUAGUGCAGGGGCAGCCUCUGAUGGUCCAAGUGAGUGGCGGGCAGCUCAUUACAUCAUCCGGACAGCCCAUCAUGGUGCAGGCCAUGUCGGGCGGACAGGGUCAGACCAUAAUGCAGGUUCCAGUGUCCGGAGCCCAGGGUCUACAACAGAUCCAACUGGUACAACCCGGUCAAAUCCAACUGCAAGGUGGUCAGACUCUGCAGCUCCAGGGUCAGCAGGGCCAGGCCCAGCAAAUUAUCAUCCAACAACCCCAGACAGCCAUCACCGCCGGACAAAACCAGGGUCAGCAGAUCAGUGUGCAGGGCCAGCAAGUGGCGCAGACAGCAGAUGGACAGACCAUUGUCUACCAGCCCGUCAAUGCAGAUGGAACUGUCCUCCAGCAGGGAAUGAUCACAAUUCCCGCUGCCAGCCUGGCAGGCGCCCAGAUCGUGCAGGCAGGGAACGCCAACACUAACACCACGAAUAGCCAAGGCACUGUGACCGUCACCCUGCCCGUCUCUGGCAACAUGGUCAAUGCAGGUGGAAUGGUCAUGGUAAGACCCAAUAUGGAGAUGGUACCAGGAGGCGGAGCAGUGCCCACAAUGCAGCGUAUCCCUCUGCCGGGCGCCGAGAUGCUGGAGGAGGAGCCCCUUUAUGUGAAUGCCAAGCAGUACCACCGCAUCCUGAAGCGACGGCAGGCCAGAGCCAAGCUGGAGGCAGAGGGCAAGAUUCCCAAAGAAAGGAGGAAAUACCUGCACGAGUCUCGCCAUCGUCACGCUAUGCAGCGUAAGCGAGGCGAUGGAGGCCGUUUCUUCUCACCCAAGGAAAAAGAAGAAAUGGCGUUGGCACUGGCACAGCAACAGCAGGAGGCGGCACAGGCAGCAGCCGAUGAGACGGUAGCACAGAUGAUCCGAGUGUCGUAG
Nerophis lumbriciformis (worm pipefish) is the source of this 1068-nucleotide messenger RNA. The record is from RefSeq and is a predicted model, not a curated record. Lineage: Eukaryota; Metazoa; Chordata; Actinopteri; Syngnathiformes; Syngnathidae.